AUGGUUGGCCCUUUCGUUUGCAGCUCCUUAGGGGGCAACCAGGCCAAACCAUCCAUUGACGGCUUGCCCAGCUGGAGGAAGGUAGAUGGAUGGGGGGAAACCACAGAGACCACCACCACCGAGGAAACCACCCCAGAGCCCAAGGAACCUGAAACAACUACGACCGAGGCCAAGACACCGUUUCCCGAACCAGAGCCCACAACAACAACCUUGCCUCCCACAACAAAGCCACCGGCCACAACUACCACCCAGAGUACAACGCCAAAGACGACACCCACCGAAACCACCACGACACAGAAGAAGACCACAGCAACAACGACCACCACAACUCCCUCAACUACCAUAACAACGACCACCCAACCACCUACCACAACAACACUGACCACCACACCAGCAAGCACUUCAACAACAACCACGGACACGACCACCACCAUCACUACCACUGUGUUGACACCUCUGCUCGUGGGAAGCAGGGCCGCAUCCGAGUCCAAAGCUGCUGGCCAAACGGUGGAGGAGCAGGCAGCUGCGGCGGCGAAGGCAGCCGUGGACUUUGCAGAGCAGCAGCAGUAUACCUUGCAGCAACAGUUCGGGGUGGCUGGGGCCGUGGCUGCGGCUGCAGUGGCAAGCAAUGGAGGCACCCUGGAAGAGCAGGCUGCCGCUGCUGGAGUGGAAACGGCCAAGGUGGGAGGCAGCGACGGCCAGACACUUGACCAGCAAGCCUCUGUUGCGGGACAGGCCGCAGCCGAGGUGGUGCAGAAGGCCAGUGGGUCAGCGGCUGCUCAAGCGGCGGCUGCAGGGGCGGCAGCAGCAGCUGUCGCCCGAAGUUACAAUGAGGGCACUGAGCAGCAAGCCGGCUUGGCCGGCCAAGCGGCCGCGGAUGCAGGGAGGCUGGCUGGCAUGACGCCUGAAGAGCAGACAGCCGCAGCUGGCAGAGCAUCCGCAAUGGCGGCAAAAGCAGAGGGAGCCUCUCCCAUUGAUGUCGGGCUGGAUGCCGGCGAAGUGGCAGCCAAAGCCGCUGCAGAGUCCGGUGAGGACGAAGGGGAGCAAGUAGAAGCAGCUUCGAAAACAGCGGCUGAGGCUGCCAAGUUUGCAGAAGGAACAGGCUUUGAGCAGGCUAUCAGCGCGGGACAGGCGGCUGCAGAAGCUGCCAAGACCCAAAUCCCAGAACAAAAGGCUGCAACUGCUGGCAAAGCAGCUGCCAGUGCAGCCAAAAGUGCUGGGCUGUCCGGCUCGGAGCAAGCAAAGCUGGCAGGAGAGUCGGCCUUCAAUGCCUCUGUACUGGCAGGCUUGCGGCUGGAGAAGCAGGUCUCAGCGGCGGGCGACGCUGCAGAGAAAGCAGCCAAAGCGGCUGGCAUGACGCAGGAAGAGCAGGAAGCAGCAAAAAACGCUGCCAAAGCAGCAGCAAGAGCUGCUGCAAACCCAGAGUCGGCACAGACGGAGACCAGCCCUCCAACCACAAAGACCACAGCCACCAAGGCACCCAGCAAGGCCCCUCAGGGUGAACCAGAUCCGUUAGACAAAGGCAAAGAAGCAGCUGAACGGGCCAUGGCUUCUGGCAAGCCCAUGAUGGAGCAGGCUGCAGCUGCAGGGGAGGCUGCAGCAAAAGCGGCCGAUGAGCAGCAGUACACUCCCACAGAGCAAGUUGAAACAGCUGGGAAGGCAGCAGCGGCAGCAGCUAAAGUAGCAGGCGCCUCUGAGCCCAAACAAGCUGAAGUGGCCGGCAUCGCGGCCGCAAAAGUGGCUGCUGCAGAUGGGCAAACCUUGGAGCAGCAGGCUACAGCUGCAGGCCAAGCGGCAGCCGCAGCUGCCAAGUCCAGGGGUGCUUCCGCCUCUCGGCAAGCUGCAGCUGCUGGACAGGCUGCGGCAGCCGUAGCACGCUUGAACAAUGAAGGAUCUGACAAACAAGCAGAGCUAGCAGGCGAUGCCGCCGCAGAUGUGGCUCAGGUUCUGGGAAUGACGCCGGAAGAGCAGACUGCGGCAGCAGGGAAUGCAUCAGCCAAAGCACUCAAAGCAGAAGGAGCCUCUCCUGUCGACGUAGGGCUGGAUGCCGCCGAGGUGGCCGCGAAAGAGGCCGCAGAGUCUGGUAAAGCCGAGGACGAGCAAGUAGAAACAGCGUCACAAGCAGCAGCACAAGCCACUAAGCUCGCCGGAGGAACUGGCUCUGAGCAGGCUAUCAGCGCAGGCCAGGCAGCCGCAGAAGCUGCCAAGACGCAAAUCCCGGAGCAAAAGGCUGCAACUGCUGGCAGAGCAGCUGCCAGUGCAGCCAAAAGUGCUGGGCUGUCCGGUGCAGAGCAGGCAAAGCUUGCAGGGAAGGCGGCAUUUGAUGCUUCAGCCUUGGCAGGGGUAAGGUUGGAGAAGCAAAUCUCUGCAGCAGGAGAUGCUGCGAUGGAGGCCGCUAGAGCGGCAAAUAUGACCAGCAGGCAGCAAGAAGCAGCCAAAGCGGCUGCAAUCGCAGCAGCGAGUCCCACCACAUCAACACUCCGGCCAACCACUACACAUGAGUCCACCACACUGAUGAUGACUACAGAGAGCACCACAACAGUGUCCAGGAUAAAGCCAGAGGAUGCCGGCAAGCAAGCUGCAGCUGAAGCAAAUGCCAUGGGCCAGCCCAUGAAAGAGCAAGCUGCUGCAGCUGCAGCUGCUGCCGCAGAAGCAGCAAGCGACUUGCAGUACACUCCGCGAGAGCAAGGCGAGGUAGCAGCAAAGGCAGCAGCAGCGGCCGCCAAGUCAACUGGGGCCACCGCGGCCCAACAAGCCACUGUAGCUGGAGCAGCCACUGCUAAGCUUGCAAGCGAACAGGGGCAGACGGUGGAGCAACAGGCUGCUGAUGCUGGCCAAGCCGCAGCAGAGGCUGCGAGGCUGGCAGGGGCCGGUGCUCACAAACAAGCAGCUGCAGCAGGACAGGCUGCUGCUGCAGCAGCGGCCGCCCAGAGUGAGGGAUCCGAGAAGCAGUCUGAGUUUGCGGGUGAAGCCGCAGCAGAGGCCGCCAAGAUGGCGAACAUGUCGGCAGAAGCCCAAGCUGAAGCAGCCGGCAAUGCUUCGGCCAUGGCAGCUAAGGCCAAUGGUGCCACGCCAGUGGAGGUGGGGGUCGAUGCUGGUGAAGUGGCGGCGAAGGAAGCCAAGCAAGCUGACGAGUCACCACUGGAGCAGGUGGAGGCAGCAGGCGAAGCAGCAGCAGAUGCUGCCAAAGCCACAGGGGCUGGGGCAGUGGAGCAGGCAGCCAGUGCUGGACAGGCAGCCGCUGAAGCAGCCAAGGAGGCCAAUGAGAUCCCACAGCAACAGGCAUCAGCGGCUGGCAAGGCAGCUGCCGAGGACGGAGUUGCACAAGAUCAGUGGGGCUGA
This is a messenger RNA of Symbiodinium pilosum, 3342 nucleotides long. The record is from the annotation of a GenBank genome assembly. Lineage: Eukaryota; Dinophyceae; Suessiales; Symbiodiniaceae.